Molecule: messenger RNA, 744 nt
Organism: Uncinocarpus reesii 1704
Lineage: Eukaryota; Fungi; Ascomycota; Eurotiomycetes; Onygenales; Onygenaceae
Exons: 3
Coding region: 1-744 (247 amino acids)
Cellular component (GO): nucleus; cytosol
Source: RefSeq, a predicted model, not a curated record
AUGCGCAUCGCCGUCAUCGAAUGCGACUCACCAAUACACCCUGUGCGUGAGUGCCUGGGCACGUACGGGGAUAUGUUCGAGCGGCUCCUAAUCGCAGGACUCAAGGGUCUGAAGUGGGAAAAUAUAGUUGAUUUGAAAGUGAUAAAAAUGAACGUGGCGGAUAACCCCGUCUUUCCCAGUCCGGAGACGUAUGACGCUAUUCUGUUGACUGGAGGCAAAUGGGAUGCAUUUUCCGACUCUGAAUGGAUCGUCAAAUUGACAGAAUACGUGGCCAAGAUCUUCAAGGAGACCACAAAGCCGAUCCUGGGGGUUUGUUUUGGGCAUCAGAUUAUUGCUCGGGCGCUGGGUGCGCCCGUUGGUCGGGGUGGUGAGGGGUGGGAGAUCGCCGUGGAGCCGAUUGUCUUGAAUGAUAUUGGACGGUCGCUGUUCGGGAAGGAGACCUUGGCUCUGCACCAGAUGCACAGAGAUAUUGCAUACGAGGUACCAAUGGGGUGUGCCAAUGUAGGCUCGACCCCGAAGUGCAAGAUACAAGGGCUGUACAUGCCGCAGCGGAUCCUGACUGUGCAAGGCCAUCCAGAGCAUAAUGAGUUUGUAAUCAGAACUAUGAUUGAGAUGCGACGCAGCCAGGGUAUUUUUGGCGCGGAUUUGGCAGAGAAUGGGUUGUCGCGUGUAGAAAAUGAACAUGAUGGAGUGGUCGUGGCACAGGCUUUUUGCAAGUUUGUCCAUGAGACAUUGUCUUCAUGA